AUGGAAACGUUGAGACUGAGGUCUUUAAUAUCAGAGAAAUAUCAGACCAAGGUACAGACCAAGGUACAGACCGAGCCGUGGCGAGGACCAAGGUACAGACCGAGCCGUGGCGAGGACCAAGGUACAGACCGAGCCGUGGCGAGGACCAAGGUACAGACCGAGCCGUGGCAAGGACCAAGGUACAGACCGAGCCGUGGCGAGGACCAAGGUACAGACCGACCCGUGGCGAGGACCAAGGUACAGACCGAGCCGUGGCGAGGACCAAGGUACAGACCGAGCCGUGGCGAGGACCAAGGUACAGACCGACCCGCGGCGAGGACCAAGGUACAGACCGAGCCGUGGCGAGGACCAAGGUACAGACCGAGCCGUGGCGAGGACCAAGGUACAGACCGAGCCGCGGCGAGGACCAAGGUACAGACCGAGCCGUGGCAAGGACCAAGGUACAGACCGAGCCGUGGCGAGGACCAAGGUACAGACCGAGCCGUGGCCAGGACCAAGGUACAGACCGACCCGUGGCGAGGACCAAGGUACAGACCGACCCGUGGCGAGGACCAAGGUACAGACCGAGCCGUGGCGAGGACCAAGGUACAGACCGAGCCGUGGCGAGGACCAAGGUACAGACCGAGCCGCGGCGAGGACCAAGGUACAGACCGAGCCGUGGCAAGGACCAAGGUACAGACCGAGCCGCGGCGAGGACCAAGGUACAGACCGAGCCGUGGCAAGGACCAAGGUACAGACCGACCCGUGGCGAGGACCAAGGUACAGACCGACCCGUGGCGAGGACCAAGGUACAGACCGAGCCGUGGCGAGGACCAAGGUACAGACCGACCCGUGGCGAGGACCAAGGUACAGACCGAGCCGUGGCGAGGACCAAGGUACAGACCGAGCCGCGGCGAGGACCAAGGUACAGACCGAGCCGUGGCGAGGACCAAGGUACAGACCGAGCCGUGGCAAGGACCAAGGUACAGACCGACCCGUGGCGAGGACCAAGGUACAGACCGAGCCGUGGCGAGGACCAAGGUACAGACCGAGCCGUGGCGAGGACCAAGCCGUGUUUGGUAUGGGUGUGGGUUCGGAUGUGGGUUCGGAUGUGGGUUCGGGUGUGGGUUCGGGUGUGGGUUCGGGUGUGGGUUCGGGUGUGGGUUCGGGUGUGGGUUCGGAUGUGUGGGUUCGGGUGUGGGUUCGGGUGUGGUUCGGGUGUGGUUCGGGUGUGGUUCGGGUGUGGGUGGAUGUGGGUUCGGGUGUGGGUUCGGGUGUGGGUUCGGAUGUGGGUUCGGGUGUGGGUUCGGGUGUGGGUUCGGGUGUGGGUUCGGGUGUGGGUUCGGGUGUGGGUUCGGGUGUGGGUUCGGGUGA
Messenger RNA from Knipowitschia caucasica, 1353 nucleotides. The record is from the annotation of a GenBank genome assembly. NCBI's taxonomy places the organism in Eukaryota, Metazoa, Chordata, Actinopteri, Gobiiformes, Gobiidae.